GAAAGGAACAACAGGAGACCCCGGUCAGAGGGGACUGGGAGGUCACCAAGGCCAGCCAGGACUAUCAGGGCAGACUGGCCCGCCUGGGCCUCGAGGACAGAGCGGGGACGUUGGCCCUCUUGGGCCACCUGGACUAGAGGGGAGACCUGUAUGUACCCCACCAGUACACUCACCAGUACCCCACCAGUACAUUGACCAUGCUUGGUCACCAACAACUACCCAACAUGUCACUUUUCAACAACAAUCGUUAACUGUUCCAUCAAUGUCUAUGCCGUCUGUAUUAAUUGACUCAUACGUUUUGCAUGAUGCCAUCAAUCAUGUCACAUUUCCACAGGGAAGGGAGAUGUCCAAGCAAAUCAUUCAGGAAAUAUGCAGAGAGGUACUUAGAUGUGAGUAUUGAUUAUGUUUGAUCAUUGCUGUACUCUGUAGAGUACACAUUAUCUGAGCCUUCUCCAUUGUGUUUUCAUCCCAGUGGAGAUGCCUUCGCUACUCCUCAGUAACCAGCAGCUGAGUAACUGUGACCACUGCCAGACCAGGGAUGGGACUUCGGGGGCACCAGGCCCGGUUGGGCCCAAGGGAUCUACAGGCUUUCCUGGGAACCCUGGUUCCAGUGGACAGCCGGGCCAUCCAGGUCGACCUGGGCAUCCUGGGAUGCUUGGCUUGAAAGGUAAUAAAUAGGCUUUAGGACUAAUUUCAUCUGUGCAGUAUGUACAGGUAAACAGUAGAAUGUACUGCCUCUAGUGGUGGUGUUACAGCACUGCCUCUAGUGGUGGUGUUGCAGGAGAGAGGAGUAAUUGAGAUCUUCUCCAGGACACUGUACCAGUAAAAUGUAAACAAAGGCCUAGCUUUUUCCUGUAGUCAAGUUAAAUGUAAAAAUAGAUUUGUACUGUCUGGAACACAUUGCAUUCUAUUUGUCUGUCUGGAACACAUUGCAUUCUAUUUGUCUGUCUGGAACACAUUGCAUUCUAUUUGUCUGUCUGGAACACAUUGCAUUCUAUUUGUUCUGUCUGGAACGCAUUGCAUUCUAUUUGUCUGUCUGGAACACAUUGCAUUCUAUUUGUUCUGUCUGGAACACAUUGCAUUCUAUUUGUCUGUCUGGAACACAUUGCAUUCUAUUUGUUCAGUCUGGAACACAUUGCAUUCUAUUUGUCUGUCUGGAACACAUUGCAUUCUAUUUGUACUGUCUGGAACACACUGCAUUCUAUUUGUGUUUUCAGGAGAUCCAGGAUUAAAGGGUGAGAAGGGGAGUCAAGGAAGAACAGAGAUUGGAGAUCCGGGAACACCAGGGCCUCCAGGUAAUAAUAGGAAUAUAAAACAUGUUUACUAUGUAUGGUACGCUACUGUACAUCUAAUCUGAGUGUACAAAACAUUAUGAACACCUAGUCUUUCCAUGACAUAUGAUCCCUUAUUGAUGUCACCUGUUAAAUCCACUUCAAUCAGUGUAGAUGAAGGGGAGGAGACCAGUUAAAGAAGGGUUUUUAAGCCUUGAGACAAUUGAGACAUGGAUUGUGUAUGUGUGCCAUUCAGAGGGUGAAUGGGCAAGACAAAAUAUGUGAGUGCCUUUGAACGGUAUGGUAGUAGGUGCCAGGCACACCGAUUUGUGUCAAGAACUGCAACGUUGCUGGGUUUUUCACGCUCAACUGUUUCCCAUGUGUAUCAAGAAUGGUCCACCACCCAAAGGACAUCCAACCAACUUGACACAACUGUGGGAAGCAAUGGAAUCAACAGCUUUCGACACCUUGUAGAGUCCAUACCCCAACAAAUGUAGGCUGUUCUGAGGGCAAAAGGAGGGGUGCAAAUCAAUAUUAGGAAGGUGUUCUUCAUGUUUUGUACACUCAGUGUAACUAUGUCUAUUCAGUUAUUUAGUCAAUAUAGAAAUGGAAUCAGGAAAAUGUUCUUAAGAUUGAUGCAUCUGGGUCACAGCACAGUAAUCCAAUCAUGUCCUCAGUCCAAGCUGUUUGAGAAUACUUUCUGGGAUUCAUUUCAGAACUAUUGCAACCAUUUUUCCCUCUUCUGCAGAUAAACACAUUGUAAGCCUUUUGGGACCUUAGCUACCCCUUUUCAAUCAAAAGUGAUCAAAUAACAGGAUUAGGAAUUGUUGGCAAACCAGUAGGACAUGUUUUGGAACCACAAGAGAUACACCUCAUUUGUAAUUGUCUACUUUCCCAGGUCCGAUGGGUCCCCAGGGGUAUAGUAAACCAGGUCAUCCAGGGAAGCCAGGACCCCCUGGCUUAAACGGGGAGGAGGGGAAGAGAGGUAACCCUGGGGUCCCGGGCCAGCCGGGGGUGUGUCAUCUAUCCAUGUGUUACGGUGUCAUGAUGAGGAGCAGGGAUCCUUUCAGUAAAGGACCAAACUAUUGACCCAACAUGGCAGCAGGCAGGCAAUCAAACAGUCUGGAGUUGAUGCGUAAAUCUCAAAGAAAAACAGCAAAUCUUUCCAAUCUCAGGAAGAUCACAUUUUACAGUGUUUCCCAUCAGUCACGGAAACAGGAAGUACCUCUUAACAUGUAUAUAGCAAAGAUACCCAUGUGCAUCCUUUCAUGACCUUUCUCAAGCCCCGUUUAUACCUGGUUCUAACCUGGUCAUUUGUCCUGAUCUUCUCCACAUUCUGAUAGCGGCCACAGUUUUAGACAGGUGUAGACAUUUAUAAGAUGCAUUGUGAUCUGAUUGUGAUCGGAUCUUCCUGACCACCUCCUUAGGUAGUCAGGCACACAUUGGGUUUGGAUAUACAGUGGGGGAAAAAAGUAUUUAGUCAGCCACCA
Molecule: messenger RNA, 2761 nt
Organism: Coregonus sp. 'balchen'
Lineage: Eukaryota; Metazoa; Chordata; Actinopteri; Salmoniformes; Salmonidae
Source: the annotation of a GenBank genome assembly